AUGAACUUUCUCUCUGGGAUCUGGUGGUCUCUUCCCUUGGUCUUGGUCUGGGCGACCCCACCAGUCACCUCUUCAUGGUGGUACAUGGGCGCCGUGGGCUCGUCGCGGGUGAUGUGCGACAACGUGCCGGGCCUGGUGAGCCGGCAGCGGCAGCUGUGCCGCCGGCACCCCGAGGCGAUGCUCUCCAUCGGCCGUGGCGUGGCCGCCUGGACGGCCGAGUGCCAGCACCAGUUCCGCCGGCACCGCUGGGACUGCAACGCCCUGGAGCGGGGGCAGCGCCUCCUCGGCCGCGUCCUGCUGCGCAGUAGUCGAGAAUCUGCUUUUGUACACGCCAUCUCCUCUGCUGGAGUUGUUUUUGCCAUCACCAGGGCAUGUAGCCAAGGGGAGCUGAAAUCCUGCUCCUGUGAUCCCAAGAAGAAAGGCUCUGCCAAGGACAGCAAGGGCCAUUUUGACUGGGGUGGCUGCAGUGAUAACAUUGACUAUGGCAUUAAAUUUGCCAGAGCCUUUGUGGAUGCCAAGGAACGGAAAGGAAAAGAUGCCAGGGCGCUGAUGAACCUUCACAACAACAGAGCUGGAAGGAAGGCUGUGAAGCGGUUUUUGAAACAGGAGUGCAAAUGUCACGGUGUGAGUGGAUCGUGCACUCUAAGGACCUGCUGGCUGGCCAUGUCAGACUUUAGGAAAACAGGAGAUUAUCUGUGGAAGAAAUACAAUGGAGCAAUUCAGGUGGUCAUGAAUCAAGAUGGCACAGGUUUCACUGUGGCUAAUAAGAAAUUUAAGAAGCCAACUAAGAAUGACCUGGUAUACUUUGAGAGCUCUCCAGACUACUGUAUCAGGGACAGGGAUGUAGGGUCCCUUGGCACAGCUGGUCGGGUGUGCAACCAAACCUCGCGUGGCAUGGACAGCUGUGAAGUGAUGUGCUGCGGGAGAGGCUACGACACCUCCCGCGUCAGCAGGAUGACAAAAUGCGAGUGCAAAUUCCACUGGUGUUGUGCUGUGCGCUGCCAGGACUGCCUGGAGGUGGUGGACAUUCACACCUGCAAAGCGCCAAAGAGCGCUGGCUGGAUUUCCCGGACAUGACGCACAGGCUACUGAUGCUGAGGACCACAGCCUUUGCCCUUCCUGGUCCAUGCAGGGAAUGCAUCAGAGGUCGUUUUUACUUUUAUGCCUGUUUUGCCUUUGUUGUUCAUUGCACAGAAGCUGCUGAAAAAUUGAUAUAAACCCUGCAGCAUUUACUUCGCAUUUCUACAUGACAGUGUUGCUGCAGAGUUGUCUCCGCAUGAACUGAUGCAGCUCUGGAAGGAUGUACUGAUGCCAGGACUGUUCCACCCACCAUGUAACUCUCCUCCAGAAUCCGAGUGGCAAUUCUUUCCUGCCAUCAGGAACACAAGAAGAUAGAAAA
Poecile atricapillus (Black-capped chickadee) is the source of this 1399-nucleotide messenger RNA. RefSeq names its product protein Wnt-2. Gene Ontology annotation, cellular component: extracellular region. The record is from RefSeq and is a predicted model, not a curated record. The transcript has 5 exons. The coding region runs from base 1 to 1077 and encodes 358 amino acids. NCBI's taxonomy places the organism in Eukaryota, Metazoa, Chordata, Aves, Passeriformes, Paridae. Gene Ontology annotation, molecular function: frizzled binding; cytokine activity. Gene Ontology annotation, biological process: neuron differentiation; multicellular organism development; cell fate commitment.